UUGUAUCUACGAUCACGGAAGGUGCAUGUCGCCGUCAUGUUGUACGUACGCAGCCGGAUUUCUAUACCGACCCUAUGUUUUCCCGUCGACUGGGAAUUGAAUUGUUGAUCUAAACGGAACCCUUAUAGUCAAAUUCUGACUUGAGACUGGGAUAGUGUUACCUGCUUUGCCUUUAAACAUGUUCAGUGAGAUUAGGCAUAUUCAACGUUUAUUCUACACCAUCCAGGGUUAGGUUUGGAGUUGGAGUUAGAACCAAACACAUCGCUAGCCGAAAUCUUGGAAUCUGCAUGCGAAGCCAGUUUUGUGUUAAACUCCGAGCCCGAGUCUGUAACUGCGAGUGUGACUAGUGAGUAUACUAUCAGACACCUACAAACGAUUAAAACUCAGGAUGCAGUGGCUUAUUAUGGGAGGUGGCUUAAAUGCCACGGCAACCAAUCUUGGUUACCAUGAGGAGACAAGCUAUGUAAUCACCGAGGAAUGCAAGGAUGUAUUGGAUGUCAUGGUGAACAACAUCUUGCAAGAAAGUAAAGUGAAAUGUCAGGCAAGGCGGAAUGUGGCCAAUAGUCGUCUCAUUCAGAUGGAUUUAAUCCCUAUUCUUUGCCAUUCGACAGAGGAUCCAGAAGUCUUUGAUGCUAUUGUAAGGUUAUUGAUGCACCUCUCCAUGCCUCUAGAGGUUGUCAUGCCAAUCCUGAAGAAACUAACCAAAGAGGAUUACGAGAAGAGAGAUGAGCUUCAGAAGAUGCUAGCCACCAUCAAGAAGGAAUUCACUCAGUCCACGGUGAUAAGCUGUCUCGUCGGUCAGAUGGCACUCAUCAUUGAAGAGGCGGGAAGCUAUGCUAUCGAUCAAACCAACGCGGACACGCUCAGCAACUGUCUGACGCUAAUCAGGAAUGUGCUGUAUGUCAACUAUGAGCGCUACAAGGUCGGAAGUCUCAAGAACGACACAAUCAUCGGAAAACUUUUCAAAGCCGAUUUCCAAGAUGUCCUAAAAGAGAUGUGUAGAAGACCUGAAGGGAGCAAGUGGCUUUCAUCUUUACUUCAAGUACUCCACCUGAUGUACAAGGACACAAGCUCACUGAAAAUGAUGUCUUACUUGAAUCGCAAGCAUGAACAGAAGCUGAGAGAGGCAGAGGGUGCAAAGGAUGAACAAACUACAAAAGAGGAAACCAAAGUAGUGACAGACGCUGAGGGUCCAGCUUCACCGUCACUAUCUACCCACAGCUUGGAGACGAUACAAGAGCCCCUCUCACCGGGCCCUUCCUGCAAACCCAGAGACACCUCAUCUUGUGAGAGGACGCUCUCAUGUAGCAGCACACUCACCAUAGAUAGCUCCGGUGACAGCACUGUACAAGAGGGAGAUUCAAGUCAGAGUUCUUGUUCGUCAAGUUCAUCCAUGUCAUCAGAUGAUGACUCAGAGAAGGUCGGGAACAACUACCUGAAGAGGAAAAACAUGAAAAAGUUGGCUCAAUUUGGUCUGGACUACAUCAAGUAUGGCAUGGACAACAUCCUGAUACAAUGCAAGGAGGACUUGAAGAACAUGGUAACCAACCAUUAUUUCCUGUGGCAGAUGAAUUUCUUCAUUCCAUUUGCUACACACCCUGAUGUAUCCUACACAGAUAUCAAACUCACUCUAUCAGCUCCUGUUUUCAGCCAACUUUUGUCUUCAACAUUAAUGACAUGGGAAGCAUACGUCCAGGCGAGCAAUCAAAGGAACAACGAUAGCAAAUCAAACUCGGACUUCAAAAUCUUGAACAUGCAGGCCUCCACUAUGCGUCAAAUGCUUCAUGCCAUCCAACAGUUCACCACCAAUCCUCAGAACACAGACAUCAUUCAUAUGAAGACUAUACUCGCCACGAUAGCAUUGACCGACGCGGUGCGCAACUUCUACUACCUGUUAAUCCGCAAGUUCCAGCCCAACCAACAUACUUUGUCCUUCCUGCGAGAGCUCAUCGUCGGGAAUGAUCUGGUCCUACGCAUCAUAGACCAGGUCCAGCACAUUCACAGGCCCCAGUGGGGCAAACUGGACAUGACCAAACAUAUCGGAAAGUUUGCUACUAGACCCAUCAUGCGAGUCUACAACUACAUGCUGUCCAAGUUCUCUCUCAACACACUGGAGGAGAACGAGGUUGUCAUGACGAUGAUGCACCAUGUCGUGGUAGACAUCGCUAAGCCUGAGGUCCUCUAUCAGAUCCCCAUCUUAAGUACCUUCGCUUCGCUGUGGGAGGCUGGUAGCGGCUAUGUUACCAAGCAAUCCCAUGAACUGAUUGACUACAUCAUACAUGAGUUCUGUGUACUGGGCAGUGCUAACAAGGAGAAGUGUCUGGAGACGGUUACCAUGCCUGAUAGAGUACGUCCUGCCAAGAGGAAGCACGUCACUGAUGUAAUAAGCAAAAACAAGAUGAUGAAGAUGUCAAGCACUGCUAAAGGCCUGUAUGUGCCGAGGGAUGAGAGCGACGUUGAAGAAGAAGAACUCGAGACCUCAAGCGCAUCCUCAAAAUCAGCAAAACCAAUCCAGGAUCUCAGUGUUGAAGAAUGCCUGGCAGCGCUUAGACUCAAAGGAUUCGGAGACGAGAUUGCUGAACUGCAAAAUGUACUCCUCGAAAUCUGUUACUUCAAACUGAAUUGCCCGAAGGUUCAUGUAGGAGAGCCACACAUAUGGCACUGUGUCUCCGAUGGGAAGUCAGUACCGAUCAUCCCCUUCACAGAGAGCUCUGAGAAUGCCCACGCGGACACUCACUUCAAGGCUCUGCUUCAUAGACUUGGUCUUCAUACGGCCCAGGAUACCUGCCGUCUCUACCCCUCCGUCCCAGCCUUCUGGCCCAGCGACAUGUGCUAUAAGACCGCCAGCAUGCUUGGAGAUAUCCUAGAAGGCAAUCUGAAGUUUGAGUUGGACCAGAUCGAGAAGGUCCCUGUCGAGUGUGAGGAGAAGUCUGGCAUGACACAGGAAGGCGUCAUGGUCAACCUGGAAGAUCUGGACUUGGGUAAAGAAGCCAUGGAAAAACCAACGGUGAACCGACCAUACUUCCAAGUACCGCUACAGAUGUGGUGCAACGUGAUUAAGCGAGCCAAUAAGGUCUAAGGAUCUGGACUCCUCUUGCCAUGGAAGAACUAAGAAUGGAUUCCCAGGCUAUGGUCUCCACCAAACUACUCUGACCAGUAGUUUAAGCCUGAACUGAUCAUGUGCUUCUCUACCACCAGUCCCUCGGAUAGGAUUCUAAGCCAUAGGGCCCCAAAUUGGUGUGGAUGCCUGGUUGCAAGCAGAAAAAUUCAGCCUUGCUGCAUCAUAUUCUUCUACAGCCUGUCCCUCAGAUUAGAUCUUCUGCCAUAGUGCCCAAGAUCGGUGUAGAAUGGUUGAUUGCAACCGGUAUUACUUGACUAAAGAGGCAAGUUUUGUUGAACUGCUAGUUUUAUGGAUAGGAUUUCAAGCUAUGUGCCUUUUGUGGCUGUACUUGAUUUAUAGAACAUCUCAGGUAAAACAGUUCACAAACAUGCCAACCAACUAUUGUUUAACCAUGAAGAGUUUAGAACAUUGAAGAGGAUGGAUGUUUGAGAGACGUCGGGGCACGCUUGACUGCAUUGUGCUCAGUUGCGCCCAUCACAGAACAUGACGGCUAAUGUUUCGAAGCACACUUGACCUGAAGUUGAUGCUCAACACUGUAGGAGCCAAAUUAUCAUCCGCUGAUUUGGCAUGCCAAUUUAAGUGUUUGUCGUCCCAUCAGUUGCCAUUAUGAUAGACUGCUUUGACGUUCCGACGUUUGCUCUAGCGACAGUUGCUUCAUGCUUGAUUUCAUCAAAGAUAUACUGGUAGGAUCGGGGUUGGUAUUGCAAGUGGGUUUUGGGUUAGGGUUGGGGCUAGAUGUAGUAUUAAAGGCAUCGUUGAACAAAGUUAAAUCAGAGAUGCAUGGCC
Molecule: messenger RNA, 3907 nt
Organism: Strongylocentrotus purpuratus (purple sea urchin)
Lineage: Eukaryota; Metazoa; Echinodermata; Echinoidea; Camarodonta; Strongylocentrotidae
Product: protein timeless
Exons: 25
Coding region: 389-3079 (896 amino acids)
Biological process (GO): replication fork arrest; DNA replication checkpoint signaling; DNA repair
Cellular component (GO): replication fork protection complex
Molecular function (GO): DNA binding
Source: RefSeq, a predicted model, not a curated record